AUGGCCACGGAAUCGCCGUCCUGGACCGACGAUGAGGACCAGCCAUGGGACACGGAAUUGGAAUUCGACGACGCGGAUGUUACCCCUUCGUUGACCGAGAAACCGGCCGUUUUGGCCACUAAUUUGGAUAACCAAUCGUCAAAUGGAAACACGCUUAAAACCAGUGAUAUCAAGAAAAAUGAUUCCGCACGCGCAGAAAAUCCAAAACAGAAUAUUGAAAUUCCCCAGAAUGGGGGCCGCAACAUUGUUGAAGAUUCUUCUGAGACUAUUCCAACCAGCGGUUCUGAGCCAACAGAAAAACAGGAUGUACUGGAGCCACAUCCUGGCGUUAUUUCAGCAUCGUCUUUUGUAGAUAGCAAUGUUCUUGAUUCCGAGGAUGAAGAACCUAAGUCGUCUGUUUUGGUGGAACUGGAAUCGGUUCAGCAGGCUAAGGAAGAACACCUGAUAGACGAACCUUCUGUCUCCAACGCAUCAAAUUCGAAGAGUAUAGAGACACAACCGCUUGAGACGGCUGAUGAGGUUGUAGUUAUACCAGAUAUCGUCGAAUCCGUGGUCGAACCUGUGACUGUAGAGGACAGUGUUCAGACCUUGGUACAACCUGAACCUGAGGACGUUGCCCCUGUGCACGAUAGCAGUGUUUUGCCUGUCGAGGAAUCAACUGAAAUUCCUGAAGAUGGAGCAACCGUGAUACCCGAAGAAGAUAAAGAUGCAAAUGACAUACCUAUAGAUGAUGAUUUGUUACCGGAAGAUGAUACGGAAGAAGUAUCCAAGAAUGUCACAGAUGAAUUACCUAUAGAUGGCAACUUGUUACCUGAAGACGAAACUAAUAGUUCACCUAUUAAAAACGAUUCGUUGCCCGAGGAGGCCAUUCCAGUUUCAUCUUCCCAGAACACCCAAGAGGUACCAAUAGAUCUCGCUGCUAAUAAAAAGGUUUUACCUUCUUCAACAAACGAGGAAGAAUUAUUGGAGGCGCUAGAUGCGCCGCCCAAAAUCGCCCAAAAUGGUCUGAUUACUCCCCCAGACCAAACUAGCGACUUAGAACAGAAAGACUAUGGCUCAUUAUACGGCUCGCAUUCUAAGGACGACUUGAUCGCGAGAAUCGAAGAGUUGGAAGCCACUCUUGGUGAAACAGAGGCUGAAAGAGACUCUGUCAAGGACAAGUUGGAAGGGUUCCUCAGCAAGAUCUCCAGCAUGAAAGCAGUGUUCCAAAACUACAAAGAAACACAAGAAGAGUUGGAGGUCGUGAAAGCAGAUUUAUCAACAGCAUACGAGGAGAUCAGUGCCAGUGGAAUCAAGAUGGAUGAGCUCGAGCAGGAUCUCAAGAACCACGUGGAACUUAGUCAAAGUUUGACUGAGGAAAACACUCGUCUCACUGCCCAAAAUAAAUCAUUUGAGGAAAGAUUUGCAUCACUCAAUACUGAAUCAUCCGAUUUGAACUUCGAGUGCGAGAGAUUAUCUCAACAAUUGACCACAUUACAGAGAGAAUAUCAAUCACGCGAAGAAUCGCUUCAGGAUGAGAGGUACACUCUUGAAAAUGAGGUCAGCAAACUCAAUAAGAAAUUGAGUGAGCAGAGGGCUGCUUUCAAUGAGUUGGAAAUCACAAAAGAAGAAGUUGCAAUGAAACAGAGAAAUCUUGAGCUGGUAGUUGAAGAACUCAAGGAAUCCUUGGAGGAAAAGGAGCAAGUCAUUGAGGAGUUUAAAUCAAAGGCGGAUGCUGAGAGUGAGCUGUCGAAGUCAAGAGUGGAUGACUUGUUGGCCAAGCUUGCGGAAAGCAACAAACAACAAGAGGAGCUUCGCGCCGAGCUCGCACAAUCAUACCAAAAGAAUGAAGAUCUCCUUCUGCAGAAACAAGCACUGGAAUUGGAAGUUGAGCGCUUCAAAUCCGAGAACGAACGCAUACUGUCGCUAGAAGAGGACGUGCAAAGCAAGCAGGUAAUCAUUGGUAAAUUGAGGCACGAGGCCAUAAUUUUGAAUGAACACUUAACCAAAUCGCUUUCGAUGCUCAGGCAACAGCUGAACGAGGGAGAGGGAACCGUUGACAAGGAGUUGAUCUCGAACAUGCUAAUAAACUUCCUCCAGAUCCCAAGAGGAGAUACCAAGAAGUUCGAGGCACUUCAGGUGAUCUCCGACUUCCUCGACUGGGACGACACGCGAAACAUCCAGGCUGGAUUGGCGAAUCGGGGUGCUGCUGAGAGGGGCGAUGAAAAGCCGGCUCGACUGACAUUCAUUUCGUUGUGGACAGACUUUCUCGACAAAGAGAGCUCGAAGAAGUAA
This is a messenger RNA of Australozyma saopauloensis, 2274 nucleotides long. RefSeq lists its product as uncharacterized. NCBI's taxonomy places the organism in Eukaryota, Fungi, Ascomycota, Pichiomycetes, Serinales, Metschnikowiaceae. Gene Ontology annotation, molecular function: small GTPase binding. The record is from RefSeq and is a predicted model, not a curated record. The transcript has a single exon. Gene Ontology annotation, cellular component: Golgi apparatus. Gene Ontology annotation, biological process: Golgi organization; endoplasmic reticulum to Golgi vesicle-mediated transport. The coding region runs from base 1 to 2274 and encodes 757 amino acids.